This is a messenger RNA of Acanthosepion pharaonis, 6483 nucleotides long. Lineage: Eukaryota; Metazoa; Mollusca; Cephalopoda; Sepiida; Sepiidae. The record is from the annotation of a GenBank genome assembly.
AUGGUUCGCUAUUUUGAUUCUGUAAGUUUGAAAGUUUUAUGUCGCUGUUUUUCUCCUUCUCCCUUUUCUCUGUUUCUCUUCUUUGUCUAUCUGUUUCUCCUUCUCUUUGUCUAUCUGUUUCUCCUCCUCGUUGUCCGUUUGUUUUUGUUUCUCCCUUUUCUCUGUUUCUCCUUCACUUUGUCUAUCUGUUUCUCCUUCACUUUGUCUAUCUGUUUCUCCUUCACUUUGUCUAUCUGUUUCUCCUUCACUUUGUCUAUCUGUUUCUCCUUCACUUUGUCUAUCUGUUUCUCCUUUUGUGCUGACUGCCUGUGUCUUCCUCUCUGCCCUUUUGUCGGCCUGUGUCUCCUCUGCUCUUUUCUGUUCAUAUCUAUCUAUCUAUCUAUCUAUCCCAGUCCCAUCUAUCUAUCUAUCUAUCUAUCCCAGUCUGUUCAUUAUCUAUCUAUCUAUCUAUCCCAGUCUGUUCAUUAUCUAUCUAUCUAUCUAUCCCAGUCUGUUCAUUAUCUAUCUAUCUAUCUAUCCCAGUCUGUUCAUUAUCUAUCUAUCUAUCUAUCUAUCUAUCUAUCUAUCUAUCUAUCCCAGUCUGUUCAUAUCUAUCUAUCUAUCCCAUCUAUCUAUCUAUCCCAGUCUGUCUCAGUAUUCAUCUAUCUAUCUAUCUAUCCCAGUCUGUUCAUAUCUAUCUAUCUAUCUAUCUAUCCCAUCUGUUCAUAUCUAUCUAUCUAUCUAUCUAUCCCAGUCUGUUCAUAUCUAUCUAUCUAUCUAUCUAUCCCAGUCUGUUCAUAUCUAUCUAUCUUCAUCCCAUCUAUCUAUCUAUCUAUCUAUCUAUCCCAGUCUGUUCAUAUCUAUCUAUCUAUCUAUCUAUCCCAGUCUGUUCAUCUAUCUAUCUAUCUAUCUAUCUAUCUAUCCCAGUCUGUUCAUAUCAUCUAUCUAUCUAUCUAUCUAUCCCAGUCUGUUCAUAUCUAUCUAUCUAUCUAUCUAUCUAUCUAUCCCAGUCUGUUCAUAUCUAUCUAUCUAUCUAUCUAUCUAUCCCCAGUCUGUUCAUAUCUAUCUAUCUAUCUAUCUAUCUAUCUAUCCCAGUCUGUUCAUAUCUAUCUAUUCAUCUAUCUAUCUAUCUAUCCCAGUCUGUUCAUAUCUAUCUAUCUCUAUCUAUCCCAGUCUGUUCAUAUCUAUCUAUCUAUCUAUCUAUCCCAGUCUGUUCAUAUCUAUCAUCUAUCUAUCCCAGUCUGUUCAUCUAUCUAUCUAUCUAUCCCCAGUCUGUUCAUAUCUAUCUAUCUAUCUAUCUAUCCCAGUCUGUCCCAGUCUAUCUAUCUAUCUAUCUAUCCCAGUCUGUUCAUAUCUAUCUAUCUAUCUAUCCCAGUCUGUUCAUAUCUAUCUAUCUAUCUAUCUAUCCCAGUCUGUUCAUAUCUAUCUAUCUAUCUAUCUAUCCCAGUCUGUUCAUAUCUAUCUAUCUAUCUAUCUAUCUAUCUAUCUAUCUAUCUAUCUGUUCUAUCUAUCUAUCUAUCUAUCUAUCUAUCUCUAUCUAUCCCAGUCUGUUCAUAUCAUCUAUCUAUCUAUCUAUCUAUCUAUCCCAGUCUGUUCAUAUCUAUCUAUCUAUCUAUCUAUCUAUCCCAGUCUGUUCAUAUCUAUCUAUCUAUCUAUCUAUCUAUCUAUCCCAGUCUGUUCAUAUCUAUCUAUCUAUCUAUCUAUCUAUCCCAGUCUGUUCAUAUCUAUCUAUCUAUCUAUCUAUCUAUCUAUCUAUCUAUCUAUCUAUCUAUCCCAGUCUGUUCUAUCUAUCUAUCUCUAUCUAUCAUAUCUAUCUAUCUAUCUCCCAGUCUGUUCAUAUCUAUCUAUCUAUCUAUCUAUCCCAGUCUGUUCAUCAUCUCUAUCAUCUGUUCAUAUCUCUAUCUAUCUAUCCCAGUCUGUUCAUAUCUAUCUAUCUAUCUAUCCAUCCCAGUCUGUUCAUAUCUAUCUAUCUAUCUAUCUAUCCCAGUCUGUUCAUAUCUAUCUAUCUAUCUAUCUAUCUAUCCCAGUCUGUCAUAUCAUCUAUCUAUCUAUCUAUCUAUCCCAGUCUGUUCAUAUCUAUCUAUCAUCUAUCUAUCUAUCUAUCCCAGUCUGUUCAUAUCUAUCUAUCUAUCUAUCUAUCUAUCCUAUCAUCCCAGUCUGUUCAUAUCUCUAUCUAUCUAUCUAUCUAUCUAUCCCCCAGUCUGUUCAUAUCUAUCUAUCAUCUAUCUAUCUAUCUAUCUAUCCCAGUCUGUUCUAUCAUCUAUCUAUCUAUCUAUCUAUCAUCUAUCUAUCUAUCCCCUAUCUGUUCAUAUCUAUCUAUCUAUCUAUCUAUCCCAGUCUGUUCAUAUCUAUCUAUCUAUCUAUCUAUCCCAGUCUGUUAUCUAUCUAUCUAUCCCAGUCUGUUCAUAUCUAUCUAUCUAUCUAUCCCAGUCUGUUCAUAUCUAUCUAUCUAUCUAUCUAUCCCAGUCUGUUCAUAUCUAUCUAUCUAUCCCAGUCUGUUCAUAUCAUCUAUCUAUCCCAUCUGUUCAUAUCUAUCCUAUCCCAGUCUGUUCAUAUCUAUCAUCUAUCUAUCCCAGUCUGUUCAUAUCUAUCUAUCUAUCUAUCUAUCCCAGUCUGUUCAUAUCUAUCUAUCUAUCUAUCUAUCCCAGUCCCAGUCUGUCUAUCUAUCUAUCUAUCCCAGUCUGUUCACAUCUAUCUAUCUAUCCCUAUCCCAGUCUGUUCACAUCUAUCUAUCUAUCUCUAUCUAUCUAUCCCAGUCUGUUCAUAUCUAUCUAUCUAUCUAUCUAUCCCAGUCUGUCCAUAUCUAUCUAUCUAUCUAUCCCCAGUCUGUUCAUAUCUAUCUAUCUAUCUAUCUAUCCCAGUCUGUUCAUAUCUAUCUAUCUAUCUAUCUAUCCCAGUCUGUUCAUAUCUCUUCAUCUAUCUAUCCCAGUCUGUUCAUAUCUAUCUAUCUAUCUAUCUAUCCCAGUCUGUUCAUCUAUCUAUCUAUCUAUCUAUCCCAGUCUGUUCAUAUCAUCUAUCUAUCUAUCUAUCCCAGUCUGUUCAUAUCUAUCUAUCUAUCUAUCUAUCCCAGUCUGUUCAUAUCUAUUCAUCUAUCUAUCUAUCCCAGUCUGUUCAUAUCUAUCAUCUAUUCAUCUAUCCCAGUCUGUUCAUAUCUAUCUAUCUAUCUAUCUAUCCCAGUCUGUUCAUAUCUAUCUAUCUAUCUAUCUAUCCCAGUCUGUUCAUAUCUAUCUAUCUAUCUAUCUAUCCCAGUCUGUUCAUAUCUAUCUAUCUAUCUAUCUAUCCCAGUCUGUUCAUAUCUAUCUAUCUAUCUCAUUAUAUAACAUAAGAAGCCAAGUCAUCAGAAACAAUAUAGGUUCCAAGCUGGAACACUCUCCGGAUCUCUCUCUCUCUCUCUCCGUCUCUAUUGCGCCGCUGAUCUCUCUCUCUCCCCGUCUCUAUCACGCCGCUGUUCUCUCUCUCUCUCCGUCUCUAUUACGCCGCCGAUCUCUCUCUGUCCGUCUCUAUUACGCCGCCGAUCUCUCUCUGUCCGUCUCUAUUACGCCGCCGAUCUCUCUCUGUCCGUCUCUAUUACGCCGCCGAUCUCUCUCUGUCCGUCUCUAUUACGCCGCCGAUCGCUCUCUCCUCCGUCGUCUCUAUUACGCCGCCGAUCUCUCUCUCCCUCCUCGUCUCUAUUACGCCGCCGAUCGCUCUCUCUCCUCCUCGUCUCUAUUACGCCGCCGAUCGCUCUCUCUCCUCCUCGUCUCUAUUACGCCGCCGAUCGCUCUCUCUCCCUCCUCUCGUCUCUAUUACGCCGCCGAUCGCUCUCUCCCCCUCCUCUCUAUUACGCCGCCGAUCGCUCUCUCUCCCUCCUCGUCUCUAUUACGCCGCCGAUCGCUCUCUCCCCUCCUCGUCUCUAUUACGCCGCCGAUCGCUCUCUCUCCCUCCUCGUCUCUAUUACGCCGCCGAUCGCUCUCUCCUCCUCCCUCCUCGUCUCUCCCUACGCCGCCGCCGAUCGCUCUCUCUCCUCCUCGUCUCUAUUACGCCGCCGAUCGCUCUCUCCCCUCCUCGUCUCUAUUACGCCGCCGAUCGCUCUCUCUCCUCCUCGUCUCUAUUACGCCGCCGAUCGCUCUCUCUCCCUCCUCGUCUCUAUUACGCCGCCGAUCGCUCUCUCUCCUCCUCGUCUCUAUUACGCCGCCGAUCGCUCUCUCUCCCUCCUCCUCGUCUCUAUUACGCCGCCGAUCGCUCUCUCUCCCCCCUCGUCUCUAUUACGCCGCCGAUCGCUCUCUCUCCCCUCCUCGUCUCUAUUACGCCGCCGAUCUCUCCUCCUCGUCUCUAUUACGCCGCCUCGUCUCUCUCUCCUCCGCCGCCGAUCGCCGAUCUCUCUCCUCCUCGUCUCUAUUACGCCGCCGAUCGCUCUCUCUCUCCCUCCUCGUCUCUAUUACGCCGCCGAUCGCUCUCUCUCUCCCUCCUCGUCUCUAUUACGCCGCCGAUCGCUCUCUCUCUCCCUCCUCGUCUCUAUUACGCCGCCGAUCGCUCUCUCUCCCUCCUCGUCUCUAUUACGCCGCCGAUCGCUCUCUCCCCUCCCUCCGCCGCCGAUCUCUCUCCCUCCUCGUCUCUAUUACGCCGCCGAUCGCUCUCUCCCCUCCUCGUCUCUAUUACGCCGCCGAUCGCUCUCUCUCCCUCCUCGUCUCUAUUACGCCGCCGAUCGCUCUCUCUCUCCUCCUCAUCUCUAUUACGCCGCCGAUCGCUCUCUCUCUCCCUCCUCGUCUCUAUUACGCCGCCGAUCGCUCUCUCUCCCUCCUCGUCUCUAUUACGCCGCCGAUCGCUCUCUCUCCCCUCCUCGUCUCUAUUACGCCGCCGAUCGCUCUCUCUCCCUCCUCGUCUCUAUUACGCCGCCGAUCGCUCUCUCUCCUCCCUCCUCGUCUCUAUUACGCCGCCGAUCGCUCUCUCUCUCCUCCUCGUCUCUAUUACGCCGCCGAUCGCUCUCUCUCCUCCUCGUCUCUAUUACGCCGCCGAUCGCUCUCUCUCCCUCCUCGUCUCUAUUACGCCGCCGAUCGCUCUCUCUCCCUCCUCGUCUCUAUUACGCCGCCGAUCGCUCUCUCUCCCUCCUCGUCUCUAUUACGCCGCCGAUCGCUCUCUCUCCCUCCUCGUCUCUAUUACGCCGCCGAUCGCUCUCUCUCCCCUCCUCGUCUCUAUUACGCCGCCGAUCGCUCUCUCUCCCCCUCCUCGUCUCUAUUACGCCGCCGAUCGCUCUCUCUCCCUCCUCGUCUCUAUUACGCCGCCGAUCGCUCUCUCUCCCCUCCUCGUCUCUAUUACGCCGCCGAUCGCUCUCUCUCCCUCCUCGUCUCUAUUACGCCGCCGAUCGCUCUCUCCCUCCUCGUCUCUAUUACGCCGCCGAUCGCUCUCUCUCUCCUCCUCGUCUCUAUUACGCCGCCGAUCGCUCUCUCUCCCUCCUCGUCUCUAUUACGCCGCCGAUCGCUCUCUCUCCUCCUCGUCUCUAUUACGCCGCCGAUCGCUCUCUCUCUCCCUCCUCGUCUCUAUUACGCCGCCGAUCGCUCUCUCCCUCCCUCCUCGUCUCUAUUACGCCGCCGAUCGCUCUCUCUCCCUCCUCGUCUCUAUUACGCGGCCGAUCGCUCUCUCUCCCUCCUCGUCUCUAUUACGCGGCCGAUCGCUCUCUCUCCUCCUCGUCUCUAUUACGCGGCCGAUCGCUCUCUCUCCUCCUCGUCUCUAUUACGCGGCCGAUCGCUCUCUCUCCCCUCCUCGCGGCCGAUCUCUCUCUCUCGCCCGAUCGCUCUCUCUCUCCCUCCUCGUCUCUAUUACGCGGCCGAUCGCUCUCUCUCUCCCUCCUCGUCUCUAUUACGCGGCCGAUCGCUCUCUCUCUCCCUCCUCGUCUCUAUUACGCGGCCGAUCGCUCUCUCUCCCUCCUCGUCUCUAUUACGCGGCCGAUCGCUCUCUCCUCGUCCCUUACGCUCGUCUCCUCGUAUUACGCGGCCGAUCGCUCUCUCUCCCCUCCUCGUCUCUAUUACGCGGCCGAUCGCUCUCUCUCCUCCUCGUCUCUAUUACGCGGCCGAUCGCUCUCUCUCCCUCCUCGUCUCUAUUACGCGGCCGAUCGCUUUCUCUCCUCCUCGUCUCUAUUACGCGGCCGAUCGCUCUCUCUCCCCUCCUCGUCUCUAUUACGCGGCGAUCGCUCUCUCUCCCUCCUCGUCUCUAUUACCGGCCGAUCGCUCUCUCUCCUCCUCGUCUCUAUUACGCGGCCGAUCGCUCUCUCUCUCCCUCCUCGUCUCUAUUACGCCGCCGAUCGCUCUCUCUCUCCCUCCUCGUCUCUAUUACGCCGCCGAUCGCUCUCUCUAUUUUUCCGUUUCUAUUACGCUGCCGCUCUCUCUCCGUCUCUAUUAUGCCGUCGAUCACUCGCUCUCUCUAUUACGCCGUCGAUCACUCGCUCUCUCUAUUACGCCGUCGAUCACUCGCUCUCUCUAUUACGCCGUCGAUCACUCGCUCUCUCUAUUCCGCCGUCGACUCAACUAA